AUGUCAUCCAACAUAACUGUUCUCCUACCACCACUCUUGCCUGUCACCGAUAACGAUCAUAGUGCUUGGGUUAUCACCGUGAGCACUAUUCUACUUAUUAUCACUAUCCUCGCGACAACAGUGACGGUGAUAUCUCGCAUUCGCGUUUUGCGCAGAGUUUCCUGGAGCGAUUCAACUCUAUUUCUCAGUUGUAUCAUAUUUAUCCCUCAGACUGUGUGUGUGAAUGUAGCCAGCUCCCAUGGCAUUGGUAAGCAUCGACAUGCAUUAAGCAACAACUCAUUUGAAAAAUAUAGCAAGACAUUCUUCGCUAGCCAACUUCUUGCCAUUGCCGUCUUAGGAUGUUCCAAGGCCGCUGUUGCACUCCUCGUCCUGUCCUUGCAACCCUUUGAGAAAAUAACACUUGCAAGCAGGGUUGCUCUAGGCCUGAUCAGUACCUGGACUCUGGCAGCACUCAUAGUGCUCGGAAGACAGUGCAAGCAACCACAACCGUGGAACUCCAGCCCCGAACGAUGCGUGAAUCAAGAAGUUUUAUAUAUCGCGAUAGGAGGCACCCACAUGUUAUUAGACGUGGUAAUAAUUGUACUACCAGUGGCUCUACUACAUCAAGUGCAGAUAAUACGGUGGAAGCGCCACCAAAUCUCUGCCCUUUUUGCGCUGCGGAUCCUAGUUCUAGCCCUGACUAUUGCCGGCCUACGCUCCCUCCGACCACUAUAUAACCCCAAUCCCCUAGAUGAAACAUGGAAUGCCCUCAUGCCAGCCAUUUGGCUACAAUUAAUCCUCAGCUCUUCCAUUCUCUGCACAUGCCUCCCAACCCUCAAACGGGUCCUCGCCGAGCUCCAGACAGGCAUGAUGGCCGGUGUAGUUUCAGACUUUUUUGAACAAUCUAUCUCGGGUCACACGAACUCGGGGGAUCGAUCCGCAUCCAAGUCUGACAAUGCCGUUGGGCAGCGAUUGGGAUCGGGGUCGGCGUCCCACUCCCGAAUUCCAAGAGAAUCGCUCGAUGUCGAGCGUGUGGAUAGUCAAAAGAAACUGUGCGAAAUCCCCGUUGUGCAGCCGAUCAACUAUGAGGCUUUUUACGAAGAGCCUGGUUCUUCUAGAGCUUCGUCUUCCCAUAACCGUGGAAGCGAUGCUUUGAGCGUGUGUUCACAUGGUGGAAUUUAA
This is a messenger RNA of Penicillium psychrosexuale, 1161 nucleotides long. RefSeq lists its product as uncharacterized. The transcript has 4 exons. NCBI's taxonomy places the organism in Eukaryota, Fungi, Ascomycota, Eurotiomycetes, Eurotiales, Aspergillaceae. Bases 1 to 1161 code for a protein of 386 amino acids. The record is from RefSeq and is a predicted model, not a curated record.